Molecule: messenger RNA, 931 nt
Organism: Sciurus carolinensis (gray squirrel)
Lineage: Eukaryota; Metazoa; Chordata; Mammalia; Rodentia; Sciuridae
Product: storkhead-box protein 1-like
Exons: 2
Coding region: 451-822 (123 amino acids)
Biological process (GO): positive regulation of transcription by RNA polymerase II
Cellular component (GO): cytoplasm; nucleus
Molecular function (GO): RNA polymerase II transcription regulatory region sequence-specific DNA binding; DNA-binding transcription activator activity, RNA polymerase II-specific
Source: RefSeq, a predicted model, not a curated record
UCACCCUAGACACCGGACUCCUCGGAAUUCCUCCGGCCUAGUCCAGCCAAGGGGAUUCCCGGGCUCUGUGCGAACUGCCCGCCCCCUCGGCACCCUCCUCCUGGUCUCCGCCCCCGUCAGGGCCGCCGGGUGCCGAGGGCAGAGAGGGUGCAGCCGCUGGAAAAUGAGCGGUGCCGGGAGGGUGGCCUGGAGCUGCAGGUAACGUGCUCGGGACCUCGGGCGGGGGCGGGCUCCGCACCCCUUCCCUUUCCUGCGCAGCGACCUGCUGCGCCCGCCUGCGGGCUGGGACUGCGCUCUGGCUGGCGUCCGCAGCAGCUGGGUCGCGGGGGGCGGUCAGCAGGACUCGGCGGGGACACUGACGCUCCCCACUUGCCGUGCAGCUACGUCCGGGCGGCUGUUCUCAGCACCGGCGAGGGACGGCGGCCGCGGUGAGCCGGGGCCGGGCGGCGGAUGCCUCAGAAGAUGGAGAAGUUUCUGCAGAUCGCGCCUCACUCUCUAGCCAUCGUCCUGGGCCCGGCCGAGGGGCCGGCAGGAGAGAGGCCCCGGGCCGCCCAGCCCGAGCCCCCGGUCCAGCCCCGGCAACUCGCCCGACACCACAUCGGCUACGAGAUCUUUGCGGAUUUCAAGGCCGAGAACAUGCAGCACUUCUGGAACAAGAAGGUCACGGCGGCGGUGGCCGAGACUUUCUUCCUGGGCUGGAUCGACGAGCAGGUCCUGCUGAUCCAGGGAAAGGAGGAGCAUCUGGAAGCGCUGCGCGAGGGCUGGACCCGCCGGGCGCUGCGGCCACCUUCGGGCUUCCACAUCCGCUGCCUGGGACAAUAGAUCCAGUACGUGUUCCUCCAGAGAAAGUCAUCUUCAGAUGACAGGCUUCUCCUACUGCCACCACAUCAACCACUCAUACCUGCAGGUGACCUUCUAGGUCCAAGAUUUC